This is a messenger RNA of Juglans microcarpa x Juglans regia, 1984 nucleotides long. RefSeq names its product BTB/POZ domain-containing protein At3g22104-like. Lineage: Eukaryota; Viridiplantae; Streptophyta; Magnoliopsida; Fagales; Juglandaceae. The transcript is spliced from 3 exons. Bases 379 to 1761 code for a protein of 460 amino acids. The record is from RefSeq and is a predicted model, not a curated record.
CUUCUCUUAUCAUUUAAUGCUAUUGCUGUGAAGCUGAAAGCUCAUACCUUUAUUUGUUUUAUUCACUGUUUUCUAGAAAAAGUAAAGAGUUGCUUUCAUGGCAUUUGUUACUCUUUUUAGCCCUUCUUUUGCUGGGGUGAUUAGCAGACACAUCUUUUGCCCCUCGUUUUUAUGACCUGUAACGACCUCUCCCAGCUCUUUUGCAGGUUUUGAUUGAGAAUUCUCCAUGUAAUCUCACGUUUUUUUAUUUAAGAUAUAGUGAAAGCUUCCAUUUUUAAAUGACUGGUGGUUGUCUGCAGUUACUUGAGAACCAGAGGUUUUUGAGCUAUUUCAAGGUUCUGUUAUAACAGCGGUAAAACUCGGAUAAAUCCUUCCAACAUGUCCCUCCUACAUUGCCCCGUCAAGUUCAUGGAAAUGAACAAUUCUAUCUCUGGAAUCAAUAAAUUACAAGAACAAACAGAGAAAUCACUUGAAGAGAUCAGCUAUUGGACAUGGUCUGAGCUUUUGGUCGCUUUGAAGAGAUGGCAAGAUUUACUUACCGUUGAAAGCUCUUCAGGUGUAAUUCAGAGAUGCUUGGAUUCCCUUGCCGGGAGGCUGGCUUUGGCUACUGAAGCAAGUCCAUGUCCAUCCACUUCUUCCCAAGACAGCUCUGGGUUUCGGUUUUCUUGUGAUACUAAGAGCACUGAGAGUUUAAAGACCAGUUUAUCUCGAGCAACCUGGUGGUUUGAUGAUCUUCUGAUCUUGAGUCCUUUUUUGGUUGAAAUUGUGGUAAAAUCUAUGGUCGCACAAAAACUUGAUCAUGUUAUCAUUAGUAGGUUCCUUUUGUAUUACCACAAGUCAAAGUUCUGUGCUGCCACACCUCAUGAGAGGCGCAAAAUUAUAGAAACUGUCAUUGAAACGCUUUAUACCCUUGACGGGAACUCUGUUUCUUGCAAGAGUUUAUUUCAGAUUCUUCGAUUUUCCAUGACUAUGAACAUAAACAAAAGUACCAGGAACAAGUUGGAGAGUAUGAUUGGUUCACGGUUGGAUCAAUCAACAUUAGAUAAUCUGCUUGUUCCUUCUGCAUAUGGAACUAACUACUUAUAUGAUGUGAAUCUUGUUCUGAGGCUUUUGAAAGCGUUUUUUCGUGGGUUAUCUUCUCUCCCAUUGAAGAAAGUUGCUAGCUUGAUGGAUUUGUAUAUAGCAGAAGUAGCCCCAGAUCCUUGUUUAAAACCUUCGAAGUUCCAGGCACUCGCCAUGGCACUGCCAGAUUCUGCUAGGGACUCUCAUGAUGAGCUUUAUAGUGCUGUGGACAUGUAUCUACAGGUGCAUGCAGGAUUGUCAGAAGAAGAGAAGUUGAAGAUAUGUUGUGCAUUAAACUAUGAGAAGCUGUCAGCUGACGUUUGCAUACAUCUUGCUCAGAACAUGAACUUUCCAGCACAAACUGUUGUCCAAGUUCUCAUUUCUCAGCAAUACCAACUCAAAAGCUUACUUCAUGGUACCAACAAUUGCAGAGCAUACACUGAUCGGUUCUGUACUUCUACUGAAGUCAGAAGCAAGGGAAAGAAAGAUGAAGCCAAUGGACAAGUUGUGCUUUAUGACGGGAAACUUGAUGUUUCGUCUGAUUGUGGGAAAUUCAGAGCACAAUUGCAAGGAAUGCAGUGGAGGGUUAUGGAAUUGGAGAAAGCUUGUAGGAAAAUGCAAACUCAGAUGGCUAAGGUCAUAAAAUCUAGAGUAUCAAGACAUGGUCAUCCAAGAUCAUUGCCCAGGAUUUGUUCGUGACAGAAAUAUCAUGCAACAUUUGUAUUUAUUACGGAACUUGUCAUAUUUGUAUAGCUUGAGGAAUGGAUUUAUCAUAUGUCUAGGAUUUUUUAUUUCCUUUCUGCAGAGCUAAAGGUGACCAAAAGUCUAUAGAGUAGCUUCCUCUCAGAGAUUUAAGAUCUUGGUUGUAUAUAGAUACGGGGAAAGAGAGAACUGUGAGGUUCUACAUUAGUGUUAUAUGUUA